GAUCACAUCUAAAGCUCCUUCAGGAGGUUGAUACCAGGUGGAACAGCACAUACACCAUGCUGCAGCGUCUGUAUGAGGAGAGAGAGCCAGUUAGUGCUGCCCUUGUCUCAAUGAGAACAGAUCUCACACCUGUCACUGCUGAGGAGUACCACUCAGUUAAAGAGUGCCUGGAGGUGCUUUCUCCUUUUUACACAGCCACUACUGAACUUUCUGGAGAGCAGAGAGUAUCUGGGUCCAAAGUCAUUCCACUUGUCUGCAUGCUGCGGUAUGCAAUUGCUAAAAAACAACCUCAAGUUCUGGAUGACAAAGCCCGCCAGCUGUGCAUGAACCUCACAAGAAUGCUGGGUGAAUGUUCGUCUCACUUGGAAACAAUGAGUGUCAUGACCAUUGCUACCCUGCUUGAUCCAAGAUUCAAGGCUGUGGGGUUUUGCAGUCAGACCAAUGCUCAAGCUGCAGUGAGACGUCUGACUGCAGAAUGUGCCACCAUCAUUGAAAAUGAAAAAGACCAGAUCAUGCCCGUCCCUCCUAUCCCAUCUACCUCGUCACAGCCAGAGCCAGCAACCAGUUCUGCAACUCAGUCAGGUGGUGGGCUGUGGGAUUUGCUGGACAGCCAUAUGGUGGAGAGGCAGGUGAGGAAUGCCACAGCAGAUGCCACAGUGGAAGUACAGAGGUACAUGGCAGAUCCUUUGAUUCCCCGGACAGAGGAUCCGCUCCACUUCUGGGCAACCAGGAAGAAUGUAUACCCCCAUCUUCAUAAACUUGCUUUGCAGUUUAUGUGCACCCCAGCAUCAUCCGUUCCAU
This is a messenger RNA of Maylandia zebra (zebra mbuna), 801 nucleotides long. Lineage: Eukaryota; Metazoa; Chordata; Actinopteri; Cichliformes; Cichlidae. The record is from RefSeq and is a predicted model, not a curated record.